Messenger RNA from Aspergillus neoniger CBS 115656, 968 nucleotides. RefSeq lists its product as uncharacterized. The record is from RefSeq and is a predicted model, not a curated record. The transcript has a single exon. NCBI's taxonomy places the organism in Eukaryota, Fungi, Ascomycota, Eurotiomycetes, Eurotiales, Aspergillaceae. Bases 208 to 705 code for a protein of 165 amino acids.
UGGACCGACGGGCUAGGCUUAAUUGCGAGUGGCCGCGUUGGAGUUUCAGUUGUCGGAGAGGACGGGCCCUAGGUGGGAGAGAUACGUUGCCUAAAGCAGAAUAGGGGAGAGUUCCACAGGUGGUGUGGUCUGGUUCACGCCGCAUGAAUUGAGAGACGGUUCGACUAAGCCCGUCCGUCAGAUUGAUGAGGGACGAAGGAUGGAUGGAUGGAUGCAUCGCCAUCGGAUGAUGCAGUAGCAGAUGCUCUAGCGCCAGAUUGCCUCUUUUCUGGAAGCUUGCCUAUGCAGGACAAUCACACAUCGUCAGCCCUCGGGGUCAACGCGCAGAUGCAUGGGGAGGAUUUAAGUUUCUUGAAUCCCAUGGUCUUUUUUUUUGGUCGCCACUGUUUCUCUUUUACCCUACUAGUGUACUUCCUAUGUAGUUUGAGGAGCUGCAGCUGCAGUACGACCAUUGUCGUCACAGCCGAAUUCGACCUUUUCUUCCGUCUUCCAUCGGAUAGGGGAACAGAGAAGGCAGAACAAGAUGAACUUGGUACUUACGGAGAGCAUCCGAUUACCAACCACCACCACUUUCACCUUCUUAGCACUAAAACAUCCAUCCCAACUCGGUAUAUAACGCGUAUUACUUUACUCCGUCAGUCACACACAUACUGCUGUGUACUACACCGCAUCACCAUCACCAUCACCGCAUUCUUCGUAUCCUGAUUUUCCCCGACACCACUACGGAGUACUAACCACCAAUAUGGAGCUACUCCAUACAAACUAGGCGUUUUUUCUCCAUACCAUAGCAGUCAUAGUGGCAACCACCAUGCCCCAUUUUCCACCUUCCCCCCUUCCCUUCCCUUCUCCUCUAGCCGGUUCCAUUUCCUGAUCGACAACCCCAAGAAUCGAUCCCGCCCAGAAAGCAAGACAGACAGACAGAGAACCUCAGUCUUAACUCUACGCAGAUAGUGCACGCUCAUCAUGAU